This is a messenger RNA of Varroa destructor (honeybee mite), 1700 nucleotides long. RefSeq names its product epithelial sodium channel subunit alpha-like. NCBI's taxonomy places the organism in Eukaryota, Metazoa, Arthropoda, Arachnida, Mesostigmata, Varroidae. Gene Ontology annotation, cellular component: plasma membrane. Gene Ontology annotation, molecular function: ligand-gated sodium channel activity. Gene Ontology annotation, biological process: sodium ion transmembrane transport. The record is from RefSeq and is a predicted model, not a curated record.
UCCAGCUUUUUUACGCUCUGUUGAUGAAAAUUGAAUUUCAGCGAAAAGCUAGUGUCCAACAAGACAACAGCUAGUAUGCGGAAAAUUAAAAAAUUACAUUGCAAUAGGGGUACCAGACAGGCCGAGGAGCGUAUUCCCGUAUGGAAUCUUACAAAAGAGUACGCAAGGCGAAUGCAGCACUUCAUUGAGUGGUCUGGUAUACUACAAAGGAACCUGCCGACGAGGUCGCUAAUGCAAAAUAUCUCCCACAACAUUACUGAUAUGGUGGAACUGGUAACAUUUGAUAAUGGCUUUUUGAUCGCCUGCGCGAACAAAAAAGCAAACCCGAUGAAUAUCACAAAUGAAUAUCAGAGGCAGGAAUGCAUACGCUACAAGCGCAAGAAUCCCCUUCCGGACAUUAAGCUAUAUCCACGAUAUGGUACAUGUCUGUGCUACUUCUGCAAGUAUGCCAGAACUCCGAAUGACUUUAUUCGAAUGGAGAGCUUCGAUGGUCCCCAAAACGGACUUCUGCUCGUGCUGAAGGUUGAGGUUGCAACAUACCUACCUUUUAUCGUUGAAGCUGGUUUUCUUGUUGCCAUCCAUGAUCAAGGAGUUGAGGUAGACUUCACAAAGGACGGCGUCUUUAUACAGCCUCUAACAACCACCUUCAUUGGUGUGGGCAGGAGAGCGCUACGUCGGCUGGCGAAGCCCUAUCAAAAUCCGUGUCGAUUUGAUUGGCCAUUGUUCCUCAAGGACAAAGUUGAAAAAGGCAAUAAGUAUACCGCCUUAGAAUGCCGCAACGUAUGUCAUCAAUACAUGGUUCAAAUACGGCUCCGGUGUACGUCACUCAAGUACCCGAUGUUGCGAGUCGUAAACGAGUCGAGCGAAGGCGGAUAUUCCGAUCUUCGACUUGAAAUCUGUAGUCCUGACCGUGAGGCCGAGAUUGUGGAGAUUGAGAAAGGUAUCAGAAACAGGAGUAUAGACUGUGAGUGCAACAAUGUCUGUAAUGAGACCGGAUUCGACAAAACCAUCUCCUCUCUAUCGUGGCAUCCGAAAAUACAGAUCGAUUCUCUCAGUAAAUCAAAAGACACGUCAAUGGCGCAGGUGUACGUGUAUAUGAAAUCGAACCUAAUUAAUAAUCGCACCAAGGUAGGAAAGAUAAACUCGCAUGAAUUUAUUUCCGGCAUCGGCAGUAUUAUGGGUAUGUACCUCGGGUACUCGUUCCUGUUCUGUUGGAGUAUCCUGGACGUUAUUGGCCGGGUUGUGGUCGACGCGUACUGCGCCUAUUGCAAGGACAAAAGGCUUCAACAAAGCAAAGUGUUCGAUCUCUCCACGGAGCACCCGAACUGAAUUACGAAGAAUCAAGCACUGCCAAACUAGAUUCAGGACCGGAACAAUAGUGCAACAAGCUUCCUGUUAAAAAGGCAAAUUUCGUUGAUGAACGUUAUCAAGCAGUUGAAGAAAGUGAUGUCAGUGAUGCCACACGAUAUAUAGGGAUCUCAAAAAACAUUCGAUCAUUCCAUUGUUUCAGACGAAUUCGCCUGAACGAUAAACGGCAGUUUUAAUUUAAAAUGAAGCACCUAUUUUUCAAGCAAACAAUAAUUGCCUUCUAGAAUUCCAUAGACACUUUAAUUGGAAAAAAUAUUAAUUUUUUAAUAAAGGUCCUUUAGGGUAGCCAAAAGUACCCUUAAGAGGUUUAUUUCUGUAUUCAGUGUAAUAUA